UUUAUCUAGCUCCUCAAAUUGAUCCAUACUCGGAGACGUUCCAGCAGUGUUCUAUAAACUGGCUUUCCAAAGACGAAUCCCAAGUUUGCCAAAAUAUGACAGACUCCAGAGAUAUAUCUGUAUCUGGUGAAAGUAACAUCACUAAUAUUGGUGAUUAUGCAAACAUAACCAUUAUUCAACCUCCUCAAGAAGCCAAGCCUGCAGGUAGAGUUGCUAUUAGUAACUGCCAUGAGCCACUAUUUAGUUACUAUCCAAGGAGAGAAAUUGAUGAUAAAAUCAAGAGAAUUGAAAAAGGGAGACCAAAAACCUUGCAUGGAACUAUUGGAACAGGAAAAACAUCCGCAGCCCUGCAUUAUAUCAAUGAAAACAAAGAAAAGUAUGCUGUAAGUUGGUAUAUUGAUGUCUCUGUUGGUGAAGGAAGCAUAAUUGAUUUGUCAAAUCAACUUGCCAAAAAAGAUGUUCCUUCAACUUCGCUCCCAGAGGUUCAUGUUUCUUACCGACAGUUGUUUACAACAAUUAAAGAAAUAGCAAAAAAUAAAGAUGUCAUUUUCAUGUUAGAUAACGUAGAAAGAAAGCCGUCUGCUGAAUGGUUUAGAGAGCUGUGGAACAUUCGACAUUCCGUUUAUAUGAUCAUCACAACUAAUAAUCCUUCUUUAUCCAGUGAACUCCCAGAUGCAGAGGAGCUGCAAGUAGGAGAAUUUGAUGAAGCUGAAAAAUUUCUUCGUGAAAUUCGCGAUAAAAAUAGUAAUGAGGAUCUUUCAAAGCUUUGCAAAUAUUUUGAGUCGAAUAUUCUGGGUCUGUCAGUGGCAAAGGAUUACAUUUUAAGAAAUAAGAUGACCGUGAACAAGUAUUUAAAAUUGCUAAGUGAUAAAAAAGCAGCAGAGAUAGUUCACCGAACUGAGCUAAGCAAGAAUGAACGAACACUUUACGCAGGUGUCCGUGCGACUUUUGAACAAGUUGAUGAGGAUAAGCUAUCUGCACUAGCUACCAUUUCUUUUAUCUCUAUAAAGAUGAUUCCAGAGUUUUUUCUUAGCAGUCAGCUAUCGUCAGGCAGUUAUUGGGAAAACGUUGCCAUUCUAAAUGAUCUACAUGAUCAGCUAAAGUCACUGGUUUUAAUCACAGUAAAAAAUGACCUUCGCUUUUUCUCAUUUCAUUCUUUCACACAACAUGUCCUCAGAGAUAUGAUCGAUGAGUCGACUAAAUAUGAUCUAAUGUACAAAUUGGCUGGGAUUUUUAUUAGAUAUAUCGGUAAAGAUAACCGUUUUUCAAUGGGUGAUUUCCUCCAACGUACCGUUCGCGAGCAUGCAGAGAUUUUUUUGGGUGAAUGGGAGAACAAGGAGAAGAAUGAUCGUACUACGAUUGCAUUAGUUCGAUUAUCGGAGCUUGUUGGCUUCACAUACACCCAGCAACAGCCUCCAAUGCUACUAAAGCUGGAUUUUCACUUUCAACGUGCACGAAGGUUACUUCAUAAGCUUUGUGGAAUAACCAAGGAAGAUUUGAAACCUUCUGACGGGAUAGUUCAAAAGCUCGCUGGUCAAUUCAAAGGUCUUUUGUGGGGACAGUCGGUUGAAGAGAUGUAUGGUAUAACCAACGAUGAUUUGGUUGCCGCGAAUCAGUUGUUUACAAAACUGUUCUUGAAAAGUUCAGAACUAUCGCCAGAAAUAGUCAAAGAACUUGUUUUCUCGCGCACUGUAAACAAGCAAGAUCUUAGUAUUUUUCCUGGAGCAAUAAAGAGGAAUAAGAAGGUGCUGGAAACGAUUGAGUCAUCCCAACCGCUCUCGCCAGAUGACGUCAAGUUGUUCAUAAAGCAUGGUGCGGCUUACAGCGUUGAUGCCUACAAGCCAUUAUUUCUGCCAGAACUUUAUCUGUCAUUAAUUUACAGUUUUGGCCGAAACUAUUUCUACCAAAAGAGAGCAACGAUGAAAAAUCCAAGCUUCUACACUAAUCUUUUAAAGCUAGCCUAUUGCCUUUCAGUUGAGAUCAGCAAGAAAAUGAACGCCGACGAGUCUGUUUUUCACGAGUACUUGGUUCAGUCUAAUGCUCUUCUAUAUCUUCUCGUUAAUGACGACUUUCAUGAUGAAGAUGGUAAAUACAAGAAAAAAGAUGCCCAGGCCCACGCUAGGGACUUGAAGAAUGCGAUAUAUCGAUACCAACAAUUGAUAAAUGAAAAGAGAAAAUUUUUUGAGAUUGGAAUACUGAAAAAAACCGAAGACGACACGUACAGCAAGUUGAUUUGCUAUCAACAGAUUUUGAGAUGCUUCGACACGUUGUUAUCACUUCCAGACGUUGAAGAUCGUGAUGAACAUAUCAAUGUUGGCGUCAAACUGUGUGAUGAUCUCUUGCCAAUAUUGGAUGAAUAUACCGCCCUGGAAGACCCAAGCAAAGAGGAGCUGGUUCGAUAUUCAAGACAUUUGAACGCUGUUGGCAAGUUUUAUUUAAAUAUAAAACGAGAUGAAUGUUACUCUAGCGCGAUAAAUAUUUUCACCAUCUCCGCCAAACAGGCUGAAAAAUCCGAUCUAUCAUAUUUUCAUCUUGAAGCAUUAGUUUGCCUGGCAGAUAUUUUUUGCAGACAAAGUAAACAUCGUGACUCAAGUGAAUGUGUUAGAAAAUGUUACAGUACGGAAAGUCUCCGUGAAAUGUUACAUCAGAAGCCCCAUCUUCAAGAACAAAUCCAAAAAAUCAGUGAACAAAUCCGUCCACAGUGUUCAGAUGGUUCAGAUGCUAAAGCACCCAAUUUUUUUGAUGAUUCUGAUGCGUCUGAUAACGAGGAACAACCUGAAGAGGAAAUUGUUUUAAGGGGUGCAACUCAUGAUGAACCUCCAUUGUCACAAGAUCAUGUGAAUGAGAAUUCUCAACCUUCAUCAAGUCUUCCUGAUUCACAAAAUUCACAUCCAAAUAGUAACGCUGCUUAUGACGAGGUACAACCUAAAGAGGAAAUUGUUUUAGAAGUUGCAACGAGUGAAGAGCUUCCGUUGUCACAAGAUCGUCUGAAUGACAAUUCUCAACCUGCACCAAGUCUUCGUUGCUCACAAGAUUCACACCCAGAUAGUAACGAUAAAGCAAUGGAUACACACUUAUUAAUAUUAGCGGACAAGAUUCCUGGAGAAUGGAAAAAAUUGGCAAAAUUCCUUAAAGUCGGGGAUAAUAAGAUAGAAGAGAUCAGCUUGAACCACCCCGGGAAUGUAGUAUGGCAAGCCUAUAUGAUGCUAAAACUUUGGUGGAAUUCCAACUGUUAUCUCGCAAGACCUCGCAAUCACUGGCGUGAGAAGCUUCGCAGAGGUCUUAGUGAAAUUGAUAGAAAUGAUUUAGCGGAACGUUUUACUGGUGAUGUUCUUCAAACAAAUCAAUGAGGUUAUGUAUGUUGUUUAUUUUUGAAAUUUAUUGAUCAAUAGGUAGCUAUAAAGCAGAAUUACGUAGGCACACGGCCGAAUGUAAGAAUGCCUUGUCCGUGAAUGUGAUAGUAUCGUACUGCAUGUAUGAUAGCCGUAGUGAAUGUGAUAGUAUCGUACUGCAUGCAUGAUAGCCUUAGUGAAUGUGAUAGUAUCGUACUGUAUGCAUGAUAGCCUUAGUGAAUGUGAUAGUAUCGUACUGUAUGCAUGAUAGCCGUAGUGAAUGUGAUAGUAUCCUACUGUAUGCAUGAUAGCCGUAGUGAAUGUGAUAGUAUCGUACUGUAUGCAUGAUAGCCGUAGUGAAUGUGAUAGUAUCGUACUGCAUGUAUGAUAGCCGUAGUGAAUGUGAUAGUAUCGUACUGCAUGCAUGAUUACUGGUAAUGCGUUUUUCUUGUUUAUAUAUACGAUUGUAUAACGAGGAAUUGUUUUACUUGAGGGCAAUGUACCAUUCCCUAUUAAACUAAAUGAUAAACUAGGAAAGUUCAUCGGGGAUGUUGAGCAUCUCCAAACUAGUCUUAAUAGGGGCAGUAGCAUAGCCAACAUCGAUAAUUGGGAGGGGGGUGCGUAUUCAUAUAUUCAUGCAUGUUGUGUGUGACCAAUAGACAGAUUAAUCCAUCUCAGAUGUUGGGACCAUGGAAUAGCUAAUAAAACUUAACCAUUUCAGACCAUGUGACUUGAAAUGGGUUAAUUUGCAAUGAGUAACAAGCUGAAAAGGUCUAUUCCUUUUGAAAUCGAUUGAUUGGCCCCCAAUGAUCGAUUCUGGCUACGCCACUGAAUAGGAGAAUGACCUAUUAUCAUCAUCAUUCAUCUGAAUCAUGUAAAUUGUUUUAACUUUUUUGAAACCCUGUAUUCCCUUAUAGUCAUGUAUUCUUAAAGCAUUAAUAAGUUUUAGUGAAUUUUUGUUGUGUUUGUCAGAUCUCCAGACCAAUCAUGGGUGGGAAUCCCCGAACAAGACACCAAAAA
This is a messenger RNA of Dendronephthya gigantea, 4352 nucleotides long. RefSeq lists its product as uncharacterized. Gene Ontology annotation, biological process: signal transduction. Bases 96 to 3350 code for a protein of 1084 amino acids. The transcript is spliced from 9 exons. Gene Ontology annotation, molecular function: protein binding. NCBI's taxonomy places the organism in Eukaryota, Metazoa, Cnidaria, Anthozoa, Malacalcyonacea, Nephtheidae. The record is from RefSeq and is a predicted model, not a curated record.